CGGGGUCAGGGGCGGACCCACAGCGCACCGCCCUCUGUCCUAGUCCCUCGGCCCUCGGUCCUCCGCCUUCGACCCUCCGCCCCCCGCCCGGCCCAACUAGCGCCAUGGGCCGCCUCUUCGGGCGUGCCGCGCUGCGGUCUCUUCUCUGUGGGCCGCGCGCCCCGGGCCUGCGCCUGCUCGUGCGCCCCAGCUCCGGAGGGCCCACGUGGACCGAGGAGAGGACCCUGGUGGCAGUGAAACCAGAUGGAGUCCAGCGGCGGCUCAUUGGGACUGUGAUCCAGCGCUUUGAGAGUCGAGGCUUCAAACUAGUUGGGAUGAAGAUGCUGCAGGCACCUGAGAACAUCCUUGCUGAGCACUACCAGGACCUACAGAGGAAGCCCUUCUACCCAGCCCUCAUCAGCUAUAUGAGCUCUGGGCCUGUGGUGGCCAUGGUCUGGGAGGGAUACAAUGUGGUCCGUGCCUCAAGAGCAAUGAUAGGACACACUGAUUCCACUGAGGCUGCCCCUGGGACCAUCCGGGGAGACUUCAGCAUCCACAUCAGCAGAGGGAGCCUCUGGGUCCACACUCAAGCUUGAGCCUCACCUUUGCCACCUGUUACCUGGCACAGGAACAUCGUCCAUGCCAGCGACUCUGUGGAGGGAGCCCAGAGAGAGAUCCAACUGUGGUUCCAGAAUAGUGAGCUGGUGAACUGGGCAGAUGGGGGCCACCACAGCAGCAGCUACCCAGCCUGAGGGCUCAUGCCACCCAUGGCACUCCAUUGUCCACCAAGGACCAACUACCUCGGUCAACAAGAACUUAAUCCUACACCCAUCCUGUUUCUCCUAAACCACUUCCUUGUUCACCUUCUGCCCUAUGCCAGCCCUCAGGAGUCUGAGCCCCAACUUUAUGUGCCUUUCUGAGUCCUAAGCUAGCACAAGAUUAGACUAAAUCCUUCUGUACCAAAGUGCCAGACAACCAUUGGGGUGUCUUCAAAGGUAAACUCCCCUGCCUCAAAGGAGAGACAUUAAAGUUCAUUGCUUAGAA
This is a messenger RNA of Heterocephalus glaber (naked mole-rat), 1023 nucleotides long. NCBI's taxonomy places the organism in Eukaryota, Metazoa, Chordata, Mammalia, Rodentia, Bathyergidae. The record is from RefSeq and is a predicted model, not a curated record.